Molecule: messenger RNA, 4148 nt
Organism: Silurus meridionalis
Lineage: Eukaryota; Metazoa; Chordata; Actinopteri; Siluriformes; Siluridae
Gene: bmp10
Product: bone morphogenetic protein 10
Exons: 2
Coding region: 452-1852 (466 amino acids)
Biological process (GO): SMAD protein signal transduction; BMP signaling pathway
Cellular component (GO): extracellular region
Molecular function (GO): growth factor activity; cytokine activity
Source: RefSeq, a predicted model, not a curated record
GUGGGACUAUAGGCAGUGAAAAUGCAGAGCUUCCUAGCUUAUAGAUAAGAGACCAAGAGAAAGCAAGAGAUAGGGAGUGAGAGAGGCAAACACAAGAAGAAAAGAGAUGCCACAGCAAAACUCAAUGAAGCAGUCCUUCAAACCAAACUCUGCAGACAUCAGAGCCACAUCGAAGAGUGUGUUGACAAGUAAAUACCUUAAAUAAGUAAUAGGUGCAUACACAUAAUCCAGAUCAGGACUGUGUGGACAGGAAUUCUGAACUCCUAGGAAAUCCAGGACUCAACUCAUCUGGAACCAUCUGGACCAGAGGGAUAAUACCUACCAGCUAUUAAAAUCUUGGAUUCACUGUUUUUCUUUCUAGGAUCUACCAAGGAAAUCUAACAAUUUGAUUCCCUUUUGCACAAAAAUUUCUGCAUAUUGGAGAGUGGUUUCAGCCCUUGCACUCCUAACCAUGGCUGGUAUUGAAAGUUGUUCAACCACCUCUAUAUGUCGCCUCGCUUUCCUCCUGCUCAUUUUAGGGCUUUUCCCUGGGGAUGCCAGUCCAAUUAGUUCCCCAGAGAGGCACCGGAUUGCCCCUGGGUUUGAUGAUGGUCGUGGAGGGGUUGUGGAUCCGUCUCUUCUGGAGCAGGACAGUGAGGUUGAUAUGCAAAACGUGGUGGAGACCCUGCGGGGACAGUUCCUUCGGACCUUCAACCUGUCAGGACAUGGACCCCCUAUGCAGCCUGGGGUACCAAGAGUGCAGCCUCCAGAAUACAUGCUGGAAUUGUACAAUCGUUUUGCAAAUGACCGAACAUCCAUGCCUUCUGCAAACAUUGUACGGAGUUUCAAAAAUGAAGAGUCCACCCCAAGCAAUGUGGGUCCCAGUGGUGUGAGACGACACCCCCUCCUGUUUAACAUCUCCAUCCCAAACCAUGAGCGGGUUAUGGCUGCUGAGCUUCGCCUCUACACUCUUGUUCAGAUUGACAGGCACCUGUAUGCUGGGGUUGACCGGACAGUGACUAUAUAUGAGGUGAUUCCAAGGAAUGACAGUUGGUCUGAAGAUGGAGAAGAUGAACCAGUGCAGCUAGUGGAAUUGGCUUCACGGCAAGUUUACGGCACGGACAAUGGCUGGGAAACAUUUGACAUGACUGCUGCCAUGCAACACUGGGGCAGGUCCAACUAUGGCAACACCCACAGACUGGAGGUUCACAUUGCAAGUUUAAUAUCACAGAAUGGUUCAGAGUUUGAAGGUCCUGUGACAGGGGGGAAGAUGGAAAUUGAUACCAGUCCAGAAGAAAGGCACAAACCUCUGAUAAUUGUUUUCUCCAAUGACCAAAGCAUAGAUCACAGAGGAGAAAAAAAGGAGUUAAAUGAGAUGAUUAAACAUGAGAUGCCUGGCACAGGUCUGGAUGACAACCUGGGGAUGGAACUUAUGGAUCUUUGGGGGGAGGUAGGUGAUAGCAAAGAAGAGGAACCAGAUGAAGAAGCUCUCCUGCAAAUGCGCUCCAAUCUCAUUUAUGACACAUCGGCAAGGAUUCGUAGGAAUGCAAAGAGCAACCAGUGCAAGAAGAGUUCCCUAUAUGUUGAUUUUAAAGACAUUGGGUGGGACUCUUGGAUCUUAGAACCUCAAGGCUAUGAGGCAUAUGAAUGCACAGGGGUCUGUACUUACCCCCUAACUAAGCAUGUCACUCCAACCAAGCAUGCCAUCGUACAGACUCUGGUCAGCCUUAAAAGUCCAAAUACCAUUUCCAGGGCUUGCUGUGUCCCCACAAAGCUUGACCCCAUCUCACUUCUCUACCUGGAUGAUGCAGGUGUGGUCACCUACCAGUACAAGUAUGAAGGCAUGGUAGUGGCAGAGUGUGGUUGCAGAUAGUCCUCAAAGAAUUUGGUGACGAAGGAGUAAGGUUUGGUAAAAGACACUGAAAAAUAAAGAUGUUUCUGUCCUGAAGGAGAAAGAAAGUCUGUAGUUCCAGGUCAUCAGGACAAAAGCAAGUCUCACAGUAACAGGGCUGUUCUUUCUUAACAUCAAGGACUUUCAAGACCUUUAGGAUAUUGUGAUGCUUUCAUAUUUAGCUUUGUCAAAAAGAAAAGGAAGAAGUCUAAAAAAGAGAACUAGAUUUCGUGCCUCUGUACAUUGAGUGUGUGCUUGAGGAUAAUUUCAAGACAAAGAGAAAACCAAUAUAACAAACCACUCAAACUUCCUCAGGAUCACUACAGCCGCACUCAGUAAGCUGUCGAAGUUGCAUUGUGCUCUGACAUUUUCUGGGUGUUACAGAUGAUCUUAACAUCUCAUACCAAACUCACAUGCCUGGUCUUUUUUACUGGCAAACCAUUAUAAGUCAACAAAGUCCUUUCUUUAAUCAGAGGACUCAAAAUACCCAAAGAACACUGGUUUUGGUGGGCCUGUGAACUCGAGGCUUGUGGAAAGCUCCAGCAUCCAGCCUCUGCUGCAUAAUAUCAACAUCCUUCUCUGCCCUGUGUCAAUAUACAGCUUCCUGUGUAGCUGAAAGCAUUUGAUAUGGGCCAAGGCAAAGCAAUAUGGUUGGCUGGGAAGUCUAUGAGAAGCGGAAACUAACUGUGUGAAACUAACCAGAAUGGUCUAGCGUGAGAUGGUCUGCCGCUCAGUGAGGAACCAGUCAAUAUCAGCUUUGUUUUUUGUUUUGCAUGGACACCCUCUGGACCUUCUGGACAUGCAAAGUGUAUGGACCUUGUCCAGGUAUCACACAGCAAUUUCAGUUUCAAUGCCUAUUUUGAGACCAAGUUUAAUAGUUUGCAUCCUCAUGUCUUACCUCAACCCUGUAUAAUUUGCGAAGAAACUUCGGAUCACUGUCUUAACUAUGGAGCUCAAGAACGGAGAGGAAGAGCACACUGAGGAAGUUGAACGUUCUUUUCAAUGUCCAAGGGAUGGCAGACUGCAUCACAAGGGUGGAGGGGUAGAGGCUAUGGGGUUAUCUGCAUUCUAUUGCCUUGCAUGCCGUGAGAGCUAAGCUCCCAGCCCUUGAGCGGUCUAUGAUAAGAAGGUGUUGGGGCUAAGAAACAUGCAAGUGACCAUUUCAAGCUAUUAGGGCUUUCAAGAUUACACUGGGCUUUAACAUAAUUUCAACUCCCUGACCCUGAUUUGCUAGGAUGGGAAGGAACAAUUGGUUCACAUUCUAUCCUUUAUAGUUUAAAGAAUUACUAAACUCUAUGACUGCUCGUAACUGAGGUGGUGAGCUUCCUUAGCACUUUUUGCCUGGAAUGAUAUUUCUUAAAUAACCAAAAACAUAUUUUUUCUUACUAAAACCAUGGCUUCCACUUAUUUAAGGUGUGUAAUUUUACCCAAGGACCAUAUGCACAUCUUAAAUGGGAUUUGAACAUAUUCUGAAUUAGGCAUGUAGAAAUGCAGUCUUGUGGGUUUCACCACAGUGACAAGCAGUAGUAAAACUGCAUGCUACCCCCUUCAAAUUUCUUCACAACUCAGGGUGAUAAUUCGAAAAACUGUAUAUUAAAAUGGUAAGCAUGAUUGUUUGAAAACAGCUAGCCGAUCCGUGUUAACAUUAAUGUAUUUUUUGCAAUGGCAACAUUUUUUACUAGUGAGAAAAAUAUUGUUAUUAUAAUGACUAGAUAUUAUUCCUGAAAAUCCUUAUAGAAAACCAGGUCCAUAUCUAUAUCAUCAAGUAUAGAAGGGAAUACAUUUCUGAAAAAUCUCCCAGAGACAGUAUGUGGAAGAAAAACCACAUACACAAACCAUUAAUGUCUAUUUAUUCAUGCCAUGCUAACCAUCAAUACCAGUUCCACUCACUGCUAGUCGUCUGUUUGACAUUUUAUGAAUAUGGAAAUGUGUUUUUCCCUUCAGAGUUUUGCUUAUUGUUCAGUCUGAUGAUGAUUUCACACAAUUCUGCAUCUCUUCAAACCCACUGUAAGGAACAUGGGCAAUUUCCAUCACCCCUACAUAGGACUGACUAUGGAGAGCGCAAAAGCUGACAUUUCUGCAAACAUCUCCACAUCAUGCAACUCCUAAGACAUGGUCUUUCAUACUGCUGCUUUAUGAAAAGAAAAAAAUAGCCUAUUUAUUGAAAAAUUUAUUUAUUUAAUUUCUAUUGUUUCUAUUGUGUCAUGUAUGUAGGUAUGUAAAGCAUUUUAUGUAAAUAAAAACAUUAUAUAUGUAAAAUCGUUUGAACUUGUCCCGA